Messenger RNA from Vigna radiata var. radiata (mung bean), 1691 nucleotides. RefSeq lists its product as uncharacterized. The transcript is spliced from 6 exons. Bases 163 to 1302 code for a protein of 379 amino acids. NCBI's taxonomy places the organism in Eukaryota, Viridiplantae, Streptophyta, Magnoliopsida, Fabales, Fabaceae. Gene Ontology annotation, cellular component: chloroplast. The record is from RefSeq and is a predicted model, not a curated record.
CAUCCCUGCUUACAUGGCCGACCCUUACACACAAAUCCCAAUUCUCCAUUUUCAUCUCUUUCAAAACCAACCAACCUAUCUUCUUCACCUUCUUCAUCUUCUUCCUCAAAACCCAAAUUCUUCAUUACAAAAUCAAAUUUCAUUUCAAUCCAGUUCAAUUCAAUGACCAUGCCAUUAACGCUCUUGCUCCAACCCAAUCUCUCCCACUUCAAAUCCACCCAAUUGCCUUCUCUUCCACGUCGCACGAACUUCGAUAACCUCGUUGCAAUACCAGACUCCAAACGCCGCGUUUUCACUGUAAAAUGUCUCUCAUCGGGCAAUCCUCAAAACAUGUCUAGUUCACAAUCGGCGUGGGAGGUUCUCUCGAGCACACUUUCGAACACGUUGAAGGCGCUGAAGAAACCAGCAAUAGCCGCGCUCUUGGUGGGGUUGUUAUUAAUGUACGAUCCAAAUUCUGCAUUCGCGGCUUCUGGAGGAAGAAUGGGAGGAAGGUCGUUUUCUUCUUCUUCGUCUUCUUCUUCGUCAAGGAGUUAUUCAGUGCCGAGGACUUCGGGAUCGGGGUUCUCCUAUUCGGCGCCGUAUUACGCGCCUUCUCCGUUCGGUGGGGUUUAUCUGGGGCCCGCCGUAGGGGUGGGAGUGGGUGCGGGUUCGAGUUUCUUUUUUAUCUUAGCGGGGUUUAUGGCCUUUGUUUUGGUUUCUGGCUUUCUUUCGGAUCGCUCCGAGGGUAGUGUGCUUACUGCUGCUGACAAAACCACCGUGUUAAAGCUUCAGGUUGGAUUGUUGGGGAUGGGUCGCACACUUCAAAGGGAUCUGAAUAGGAUUGCAGAAGUUGCUGAUACAUCAACUCCAGAAGGACUGCAUUUUGUGUUGACAGAGACAACCCUAGCUUUGCUUCGGCACCCUGAUUACUGUAUCUCAGCAUACUCAUCUGUGGACAUAAAGCGGGGUAUUGAAGACGGGGAGAAACGUUUUAAUCAACUUUCCAUUGAAGAGCGGGGAAAGUUUGAUGAAGAAACUCUGGUCAAUGUCAAUAGUAUAAAGAGACAAAGCACAAGAAGCCAGAGAGCUAAUGGGUUCAGCAAUGAAUACAUCGUGAUAACAAUCUUGGCAGCUGCUGAAGGAGAGCAUAAACUUCCUACCAUCAAUGGAAGUGGAAACUUGAAGGACGCUUUACAGAAACUUGCAUCCAUUCCAUCGAGUAAAUUAUUGGCAGUUGAGGUGUUAUGGACACCCCAGAAUGAGAACGAUACUCUCUCAGAACGGGAAUUACUUGAAGAUUACCCACUUUUGCGGCCAUUGUAGAUUGUGAUGACAUUCUUGCGUUCUGCUUCUGGCCUUCUACAGCCAUGAACUGAAACUGUGUUGUGAUUGCAUAGUUAGGGAUCAUCUUCAGGAUUGAGAUUGUCCUGUGCAAGGCAAUUUUCAGCUCCCGCCACAGUCAGUAAUGACGUUGAAUCGCUCACAAAGGUUUUACUAUUAAAUAUUGAUGAAAUUAGUUGUAAAAAUUACCACUAGGAUCUACUCUAAAGAAUAUGUACAAUAUUAUAGAGAAUAAUUGUGUCACUGAAAUCUGAAAUAGGUACCCUUUCUGUUUAGAAAUUGCUCUGCUUUUAAAUUCUGUGAACUUUUCCACAAUUGUUACGUGCAAGCAGUAUAAUAAUACAUUAGUUAAAAGCUUUGAAGUUUGGCAA